Molecule: messenger RNA, 4393 nt
Organism: Gasterosteus aculeatus aculeatus (three-spined stickleback)
Lineage: Eukaryota; Metazoa; Chordata; Actinopteri; Perciformes; Gasterosteidae
Gene: txndc11
Product: thioredoxin domain containing 11
Source: RefSeq, a predicted model, not a curated record
UACGUCAUUGUUGCGGAAGUGAAAAGUCUACGUGGGGAAGAAAGGUUGGUUCGACCGCGUUUGAGUCGUUUGGACACCAACGGCGCCCAUGUCCAAUCCAGCUUAACCCCGUACCGCGCCUCCGCUAACACCCCCCCCCACCACCCGCCCCCACCCGCGGGGGCAAAUGGACGCGUUGGGCGCCGGCCGGGGCGUAUAAAUGGGACGCGCAGCCGACAGCCCGUAAUGCUGCGCCGGGUGCGGCAGUCUCUCCGGCAGGUGCUGCUUCUGAUGGCCCGGAGACCGGCUCUGCUCUGCGGGGCUCUGGGGGUCGGCGUGCUGCUCUUGCUGGCCGUCAGGUUCACGUGCAGCCGCGCCAAAGAUGUGGUGGCAGCGGCCCGGCCUCCGGUGCGGUUCUUCUCUGCCGAGGCCCCGGUGGUCGACCUCUACCUGGGUCAACUCGACCAGAUGGAGCGUCUCAGGAGCCUGGCGGAGGUCUCGCUCAUCUUCUUCUAUGCGCCGUGGUGCGCUCACUCCAUGGCUGCCCGGCAGGAGGUGCAGCAGGUGGCGAGGAAACUGGCCAAACAGGUGCAGUUUUUGGCCGUUAACUGCUGGUGGAGUCACGGGAAAUGCAGGAAGCAGAACCGCUUCUAUCAGUACCCUGUCAUCCAUCUGUUUUAUAGGAGGUUUGGCCCUAUAGAGUACAAAGGUCCGCUCGUGGCUCCGUACGUGGAAAGCUUCGUUCUCCGAGUCAUCACGCCGCUCACGUACCUCCCGUCCAGAGCCUCGCUGGAGGAGUUCCUCUCCUGCCACGAGCCGCGAGUGGUGGGCUUCUUCCAGUUCGACUCGUCUCCUCAGCCGCCGGGAUACGUCACGUAUCUGUCCUCUGCACUGCAGGCCCUAAGGAGGGAUUUCCGCGGCGUCGUGCGCUUUGGAGUCGUGACCAACAGGAAGGUGGCCGAGGCCAUCUCGGUGAGGGAAGAUGAAACGGUUUAUCUGUACAGAAGAUUUAACUCCUCUCUGAUUUUCCCCCGAAGGGAGUUCAACUUCACGUCGGACGCCAUCUGCAGCUGGGUGUUUGAACACCGCGAGACCGUCCUCCAGUGGCUGCAGCCUCCGGGGACAAAGUCCCGCCUGCUGGAGCGCGAGCUCACUAAAGGUCCCGCGCUGCUGCUGUUCCUGCCGCACAAUCCGCUCGGGUCCGAACCCGAUCUGGUGCUGCAGCAGGUGGCAGACGUCGCUGUGCGUUACCAUUCCUGCGACAUCAGCAGCCGGGUCAAAGGUCACUGCUGCAGGUCACUUCUCCUGCCGGAGUCCAGCACCAGUGUGUGCGAGGUGUGCCUCAGUGUGUCCCCGUGGAGCGCGGCCGGCCCCUCCGCCCGCUGCACCUUCUCCCCCGCGCCUCACCUCGGGCGCUGCUGCCCGCGCGGACCCCCCGCCGCGUCCGCGGCGACCUCCCCCUCGGCGGGCUGCAGCGGCUUCCUGAGCAGCUACGGCCCGUUUGGGCGACACAGCGCCUGCUGCAGGGCGGUGGCACCUGCGCUCGAUGGGUCACGACCCAGAGAGGAGCCGCACUCGCCCGCCGCUCCCUCCGGCGGGGGCGGGUUCACAGGGCUGCGUUGUCGGACCAACCGGACGCUGAGGUUUUACGCGCUGGACGUUGCUCUGAACCGGCCCCUGGCGGUGCGGCUCGGGGCGGCCGCCGACAGGAGCCCGCCGCUCGACGGGCCCUUUGCCACUAUCGUGGACCUGAAGGACGAGGUCCACUACGUUCUCCGGCGCCGCCCGGCAGCCACGCUCACCGAGUCGCUGGAGGCCUUCAUCAGGAACUUCAGCGCUCCGUACAGCCUGUUACAGAGACACCUGGUGGGAGAAGAGGAAGACGGGAGCGCAGGAGACGGGGAGACCAGGCGCCGCCUCCUCACUGAACUCACCACCUCCUCCUUCCUGCCGGCCGUCAUGGACCUCCAAAAGGAUGUGCUGCUGUUCUACUACACUCAGUGGUGUGGAUUCUGCUCCGUCCUCAACCACGUCCUCAUCCAGCUGGCCAGAUUGUUGCAGGGAAACGGCACCAUCACUGUGGCCAGGGUGAACGUUGCACGUAACGAUCUCCCGUGGGAGUUCAUGGUGGAUCACGUUCCUUCUAUUCUUCUGUUUCCAAAAUACAGAAAACCCGAAAGCGUGAAGUUUCCCGACGACCUGCCCAUCACACUACCCAACCUGCUUCACUUCAUCCUGCAGCACUCCGGCUCCGUGCCGCACGCCGACGAACCGGCGGCGGGCCGGGCAGCCGGCGCCGUCCUCCGCGCCGAGUUCGCGGCGCUCCGGCGAGAGGUGCAGGCGCUGAGUCACGCCCGCCAGCGCCUCUCCCGACAGCUGGCGCAGCUGUGGCGCGACAAUCGCCGGCUGACCUUCGACGCCCUCAGCCUGGAGGCGCAGAACGCGGAGCUGCGCAGGGAGAGGCGGAGCUUGGAGGAGCAGCACCGGGAGAAAAGCCGGCAGCUCGGGGAGGCGGUGGGGCGGCUGCAGGAGCUGGCGGACACCUCGGAAAGCCUGCUGAACGAGAACGCGCUGCUCAGGGUGCUGCUGGUGGCGCUGAAGGAGCGGACGGAGGUCAAAGGGCAGGCGGAGGCGGACAGGAAGGGGGCGGAACGGAAAAGAAGCCACGUGGCCUCCUGACCUUUCAAAAGUCUGCGGGGACACCCGAGAGGGGGAGGCGGGAAAGCAAAGAGACCUGAGGUUUCUCUCACGGACCAGAGCAAACGAGGAGGAAAUGACGGCCGCGAUCAGUACAGAGGAGGUCUAAGGCCGCUGCCGUCAGGGCAGAAGAAGAAGAAGAAGAAGAAGAAGUGGAUGCGCAGCGAGGGGAAGCCGGACUGUUGGUGAGAGACAGAAUGCUCCCCUGCGCUGUCAGGAACGUGGUCUCAUCCACUCAAAGAAAAACACUAGAAAUUCCGUGCCAACUGUGCUUUCCAAAAUGUUCAUUCGGUUGAAGGUUGCAGAGAAGAAUUUAACCUCACAGACUCUGCAGCCCAAUUCUCUGCAUCCCCUGUUAGUUUUGCAUAAGAAAGGUGCUUUUCACACAACCCUGUAGCUCAUUACAUCGGCCUGCAUGGUAAAGUCUGUACAAUCACUAACUCUAUCGAGUCGUACUCGUCACUCAUCUAGUUUCUCUUUUACUUGUUUCAAUACAAAUGACGUUUUCCUCACGGCUGUUGGAGUUUGUAACCAUAAUUGAUUUAACUUGUAGCCUUACUGAUCAUCGUCACUAAAACAUCUACUUUUCGUGAUGUUUUCACAUUGAAAGGCUUCUUAUGGAUGGAAUGAUUGCAGAGGGAGAGAAGUUUGAUACAUAGUAGCUUAUUAAAUUUAAAUUUAAAUUAAGAAUUCAAAUAUGAUACUUCAAUGGCUAAUUAAAGUUCAAUCAACAUUUUUGAGGAUGAGCUUCUUUCUCCAGAGCAGUAAGUGGAAAGAUGAGUCCGACCCACACAACGCGAUGCAGGUUUCUUCUUUUUAUACCCAAAAGAGCUUAAUUCUAUUCCAGUAUUCUACUAUGCUAAAAAAUAAUUUUUUAAUUGCCAAAAUAAAAAAAAUCCCACAAUGCAAUAAAGGAGUGACAUUUAUGACACCAUGGCGGGUAGCUUUGUACCGUCAAUGAAGUAUUCUUUUUAACUUACAACAAUUAUCAAUUAAUUGCCCUAGUAUCAUUUUGCAAAUGACUUCUCACAAAUGGUCACAUGAGGUUGCCACGGGUUACCACGGUUCAGCAUCCCUGACUGACAAAGGGGCUCUCAGGAAGUGCGUCUAAUAAUAUACGUACUAAUGUUGAUUCGAAAGGGCAUUAUUUUUUGGACCAUCUGAGUAACGUGUAUGACAUUUAGUUUUUUUGGGGCCGUAUUUUCCCAUAAAUAUUGUUCAGGGGGUAAAACGUGGACGGUCUGAUUCUGGCUCUGCUUGUGGAAUAAGCACCAUGGAAAAGUUCAUUAGCAUGACAUGUAAGCGUGGCGGGAGUAUUGGAAAUAAAGGAUCAAACUGUAUAAAAGCACUACGAUGCUGAUACAAGCUGAGAGGCGAUGGAGGUCUUAAUUAAUUGAUUUGCGGUGGAAAGACUACAGGUCAGUGAUGUAGGGAGAAAGGGCUACUGAUGAAGAGGAGACUUAUUUAAUACUGAAGAUGUGGCACCUGCUCACUGACCUGAAGGUGAGCAGGUGCAGAAUAAUUGUCAAUUAAUUUAAAACUUUUUUUUUUUAAGGGAUUUUAUUCUUUUGUUGAACUGAUCUAUUUUUACAGGAAUCCUUGAGUUUCUAAAAUACUAUUUCUUUGUAACUCUUCAGGUAUUGAAAAUGAGAUGCUGCAAUUGUUUACAUGUGAAAUAUUGCACCUGUUUUUACUGAUUAAAAAGCUUUCAACUCGA